Drosophila subpulchrella is the source of this 1285-nucleotide messenger RNA. RefSeq lists its product as uncharacterized. The transcript has a single exon. NCBI's taxonomy places the organism in Eukaryota, Metazoa, Arthropoda, Insecta, Diptera, Drosophilidae. The coding region runs from base 774 to 1025 and encodes 83 amino acids. The record is from RefSeq and is a predicted model, not a curated record.
UAUUUAAAAACAUAGUCGGGCGGGGGGUCGCUUCCAUUUUGGAGAUGACGCGUGACUGAUCGGCGAGUUUCUUAUCAAAUUGGCAUUUCGUUGGUAUUUCCGAGAGCCGAAAGUUCUCUAGCGCGAAAUCCGAGCGACAAGUGCACAAACAAAUAGGCUGCCGAAAAUAAACAAGAGGGGGAAAGAUUUGGCUGACUUGCAAAAGCAUUGAUGAUGCUCUUCUUUGUAUAUAUGUUUUUUUCGCCUUAUCCGAACCGGUUGGCGAAAACAUAUUUGACCACCACGCCUGAAAUCCUUAUAAAUCAAGCGAUUCGGAAAACCGGUUCGUUUUUAAACGGGCUGCCCACAAUGCGCGCGUUGCAAAAAGAAAGAAACAAGAAAUAUAUAGAGUACGCCGCUUCCUCCAAAUAGUUUGCCUACGUAAAUUGGUCUCUCGAUUUGUGAUACGAAGUGUAGAGUGUGUGAACUCGGCUCUUUUCCACCCGACUGAGUGUUGUGUGUAUGAGCGGGCCACCACCAAAAGCGGUCCGUAGUAUUUUUGUUAUUUCCCUACCGACGCUCCAAGCAGACGGAACACACUCGAGCAGCAGCGGAGAGAAUAUAUAGAAAUUUGAGAGAAAAGAAAUAAAAGGAGCCACCAGCCCCCCAGCAGUACGAAAAAAGCACGCGCGUCAUCGUAAAAACGUGCUACGGACUACAAGAAAACCAAAGUAUAGUAAUAUCACUGAAAUUACAUAAAACCCAGAAGAGGAGGUCCACACCAUUGCAAUACCAUGACCGAUGUCAGUGCAAACAGUCUGGAUGUGUCCGUGGAUGUGGUCUGGCCCACGAUAAUCGUCCUGGCCAUGCUGGUGAUAAACGGCUUCGUGUUCGCCUACAUCAUGCGAAAGCGGCGGGAGUACAAGAAUCAGGAGGAGCAACAACCUGUUCCGCACGCAUCGUACGCGGCCACCAGCGAGUUGGCUACCACUGCACCCACGGACCAGGAGGACGAUAGCUGUGCCAUCGAGAUGGAGCGACUGUAGGAAUACCCAUUGCAUUAGCCAUAGCUCUCAGAUACUCAUCCACUAUCGUCCAAGCUCUCAACUGCAACCAAGUUCCCUAAGCUAAUAUCUAUCGCGAGUUCUAGCGAUUUAGCAGAUAUACAGAACGUAUACAUCGAGUGACUGGAUCGCACGUGCAUUUAAUUAAUGUUUUUAAGUUGUUAACUCUAUUCGCAAUUCAUUUUCUACAAAAGUAUACAAUAAAAUGUGUGAAUUUUGUCAUGCCAUAUCGAGAACCGAAA